Molecule: messenger RNA, 1212 nt
Organism: Fusarium sp. VM40
Lineage: Eukaryota; Fungi; Ascomycota; Sordariomycetes; Hypocreales; Nectriaceae
Source: the annotation of a GenBank genome assembly
AUGCGUGCCGGUUUCAUUUCCCUCCUUGCCCUCAACGCCGCUGGCGUUUUGGCUGCUCCCCAAGCCACUACCAUUGACGCUUCUGCGCCUGAGGUCACCAACAUUGAUCAGCUCGCUGAUCUUGCCGCUGCCGCUUAUGAGACUGCCCAGGAACUGUCCGAGGACAAGUCUAAGCGCGCAAACACCUGCAACUGGAGCAAUGUCCGCGUCCGACGAGAGUGGGGAUCUCUUUCCAAGAAGGAGAGGAAGGACUAUAUCAGCGCCGUCAAAUGUCUGCAGGCUCUGCCUCCCAAGACACCGGAAUCUUUCUCCAACGGUGCCAAGACGAGAUAUGAUGAUUGGGUUGCCAUCCAUUUGAAUCAAACUAUGGGAAUUCAUUAUACGGGCAAUUUUCUGUCAUGGCACAGGUAUUUCACCUGGGUGUACGAGGAGGCUCUCCGAAACGAGUGUGGUUACAAAGGCACUCAACCUUACUGGGAUUGGUCUCUAUCUGCUGUCAGUGGUCUCAAGAAGUCCCCUGUCUUCGACGGAAGUGGCACGUCAAUUACAGGUGACGGCGAAACCAUCCCAAACCGACCAGAUAUCGUCCUCGGCGCCUCCAGCGGCCUCCCUCCCGUAUACCUCCCUACUGGUAACGGCGGCGGCUGUGCCAAGUCUGGCCCCUUUAAGGACAUGAGUGUCAAUCUUGGUCCUGCUGCACUUGAUCUUCCCGGCGGUGUAGUUGAGGCUCGUCCCAACCCUCUGGAGUACAACCCUCGCUGUCUGAAGCGUGACCUUAGCGAUGCUGUCAACCGACGCUACGCCAACGCCACUUCAGUCCUCAACAACAUCCUGCAGCCCAAGACCGUCCUCGACUUCCAGAUGCAGAUGCAGGGUGUCCCUGGCACUGGAGACAUCGGUAUCCACGGUGGCGGCCACUACUCCCUUGGUGGCGACCCUGGCAACGAUGUGUACACUUCUCCUGGUGACCCUGCUUUCUACCUCCACCACUCCAUGAUUGACCGUGUCUGGUGGAUCUGGCAGAUGCAGAACCCCAAGGAGCGUGUCAGCGGCAAGAAUGCUGUCCAGGGCACAAACACUUUCCUCAACAUGCCUCCCAGUGCUGAAACCACUCUUGAUGAUACUAUUGAUAUCGCCUGGAUUGGAGGAGAGCGCAAGAUCAAGGAUCUUCUUCAUACCCUUUCUGGACCUUUCUGCUAUGUUUACCUGUAG